AUGGUUCCAUUGCUGGUAUGUUCUCUGCUACAGUUUUCUAGAAGCACAUUAUUUUUUGGUAUGUCGUUCUUUAUAUGGAUGUACCUUGUAUUCCUUACGUGUUUCCUUUUUUGUAAAAUAGACAGGAAAUGUUGCCAGGAACCUGGCUGCGAUGAGAUUGUCAGUGGAAGGGUAAUGUACUGCAGUAGUCACACUAGAGGGCAUUCAUCCCAACAGCUUGGUUACCUCCAGAGUUCACAGAAAACCUCAGAUUUAUACAUGCCCCCUGUUAAAGGCAGACAGUGUACUGAACCCAGUGCCAGUGCAGAGCAAGACAUAAAUAUCAAGUAUGAGGGGAAUGAUCAAGGCAAACUCAAUGAUAGAUCUGGGAAUACUCAGGGAAACACUGGGCAACUAAUCUUGGGUGGCCCUGACACGCUUUGCAAGCACGACAACUGCAAAAAGCAGGCCCAGAGUAACGCAUUGUACUGCAAGCUACAUAGUGGUGGUAGUAAGGGUUGCCUGGUACGGGACUGUGUGAAAGCUGCACAUGGCGGCACGCCUCUAUGCAUCGGCCACGGAGGAGGGAAGCGUUGCGUUGUUGCUGGAUGUCCAAACGCUGCAUGUGGCCAGGGCCGCAGUGAGCACUGUGUGAGGCAUGGUGGUGGCAAGAGAUGCAAGUUUGAAGGGUGCGUGAAGGGUGCGCAAGGGAACACAGACUUCUGCAUCAGGCAUGGUGGGGGAAGGCGGUGCAAGUCCGAAGGAUGCACAAAGAGCGCACAAGGACGCACGGAUUUCUGCAUCAAGCAUGGCGGCGGCACCCGGUGCCAGUUCCAAGGAUGCAACUCCAGCGCAAAAUGGGGGACAGACCACUGCUCCGUGCAUCGGAAGAGUUUGCUGGGCGAGACGCCUGAAGCCUUGCCGCUUCCUUCUGCCAAGCGUCGCGGGGCCAAGAAACCCAAAAAGGAAGUAAAGCCGCCGCCUCUGGCCUCCCAGCUGACUGUCACCACUGCUGGGAGCAGCGCACCACAAGCAAAGGGUAUUCUUCACAUGCCUUCAAACCGUGAACUGUCGCACAAGAUCGUGAUGGCGGCCGGGCAAGCCGCCAUGGCUCCUGCCCAGGUGUUACCGCUGUCCAUGAAACCUCCAGCACCGUCGCCGUCGGGGGCGGAGAAGGAAGCGGCGGCGACGAGCAGCACGACGCUGAAUCUUUAG
Molecule: messenger RNA, 1194 nt
Organism: Triticum turgidum subsp. durum (durum wheat)
Lineage: Eukaryota; Viridiplantae; Streptophyta; Magnoliopsida; Poales; Poaceae
Source: the annotation of a GenBank genome assembly